Molecule: messenger RNA, 1999 nt
Organism: Cornus florida
Lineage: Eukaryota; Viridiplantae; Streptophyta; Magnoliopsida; Cornales; Cornaceae
Exons: 5
Coding region: 175-1683 (502 amino acids)
Biological process (GO): peptidyl-lysine monomethylation
Molecular function (GO): protein binding; protein-lysine N-methyltransferase activity
Source: RefSeq, a predicted model, not a curated record
UAACAAUCUUGCCAUGAAAAGAAAGAAAAAAAAAAAGAAAAAAAAUUCAUUUUUUACACAAAUAAUACAAAAAUACACACAAAUUUUGGAGGAGAACAAAAAAAGAGAGGUUUGGGCUAUCUUUAAACAAUCGAGUGUUGUGUCUUCGCGGUUAGUCUACUCUGGAAGUAGAAAAUGUCGAACUUGAUAAGCUCAACUUCAAGUUCAACAAAGAUGAUGUUAAUCGCGAGCAGAGACUACUGCUUCAUAAGCUCCACAAAAGCCUCUCUCAACCAUUUCCGUCGUCUAACGUGUGCCGCCUCUCCCUCUUCUGUUUAUCCUGCGCGGUUGGCGCCACACCCACCUGACCUGAUCAAAUGGGUCCAGAGAGAAGGGGGUUUCGUCCACCAGGCAGUGAAGAUAGCACAGAUUGAAGAACCCUACGGUCUUGGGUUGGUGGCGUCUGAUGAAAUCCCAAAAGGGUCUGACCUAAUUGCCCUUCCUCAUCACAUACCGUUGCGGUUUGAGUCUCUUGAAUCGGAUGGUGAAAGUGGUGCUUAUUCUGCUUUGGUUAACUUGGCUCGUCAAGUUCCUGAGGAGCUAUGGGCUAUGAGACUGGGUUUGAAGCUUCUGCAGGAAAGAGCAAAAAUGGGUUCCUUCUGGUGGCCAUACAUCAGCAAUCUCCCAGAAACUUACAGCAUUCCCAUUUUCUUUCCCGGGGAUGAUAUAAAGAACUUGCAGUACGCUCCUCUUCUUUAUCAGGUAAACAAGAGAUGUCGGUUUCUUAUUGAUUUUGAGAAAGAAGUCAAAUGUGCACUUGAAAAUCUGAAACCGGAUGAUCACCCUUUUGAAGGCCAAGAUGUAGAUGCUUCUUCGCUAGGAUGGGCUAUGUCAGCGGUUUCAUCUCGAGCCUUCCGCUUGUAUGGCAAAAAACUCCCUGAUGGAACACACAUUGAUGCCCCCAUGAUGCUUCCACUUGUUGAUAUGUGCAACCACAGCUUCAAUCCAAAUGCUAAAAUUGUUCAAGAACAAGAUGCAGGGAGCCCAAAGAUGCUAGUAAAGGUAGUGGCAGGGACACAAAUAAAAAAGGAUGAUCCUUUAGUACUUAACUAUGGCUGUUUGAAUAAUGAUCUUUUCCUUCUAGAUUAUGGAUUUGUGAUACCCUCAAAUCCCUAUGACUGUAUUGAACUCAAGUACGAUGGAGCUCUUCUGGAUGCUGCAAGCAUGGCUGCUGGAGUGUCAUCCCCUAACUUCUCUUCACCAGCUACAUGGCAGCAACAGAUUUUGUCGCAGCUAGAUUUAGAUGGAGAAGCUCCUCUUCUCAAGGUAAGCUUAGGAGGUCCUGAAUUAGUAGAGGGCCGAUUGUUGGCUGCUUUAAGAGUACUCCUUUCAAAUGACAUGGAAGAAGUACAGAAGCAUGAAUUGAUUACACUCAAAUCAUUAUCAGUUGAAGCCCCUCUUGGAAUAUCAAACGAAGUUACUGCUCUUCGCACAAUUAUUGCACUUUGUGUGAUUGCACUUGGACACUUCCCCACUAAAAUAAUGGAGGACGAAACCCUAUUAAAACAUGGUGUCUCUGGUUCAACUCAGUUGGCUAUACAGUUCAGAAUCCAAAAGAAGUCCAUGAUUGUAGAUGUGAUGAGAGAUCUCACAAGUAGGGUGAAGCUACUCCUGUCAAAGGAAACAACAACUGCUCAGGGUUAAGUUGCCCCUCAUCAUGACAGGAAUCAUUUAAUUGCGCUGGCUCAUUCUUGGAUGCCACAUUCUUCAUGACAUGUAUGUUUUUUACUGACACCAUUUUUCGUUUUUAUUCUUACUUGUCAAAUUUGAUCUUAAUGUUUUCACAUGCUUUUCUACUUCUUAGUAAUUUAUUUAGUCUCUUGGAAAUUUUGGCUGGUUGUCCUCGUUGGUGAGUACCCCUGUUCAACUGUGUUCCCCGUUUAUGCUUAUUUCACCAUUUGUAAAUUUUUUCAUUAGUUAUUCAACUAGAAUUUAAUGGAAGAUCUCUUGAACUCGUCUA